Molecule: messenger RNA, 297 nt
Organism: Pygocentrus nattereri (red-bellied piranha)
Lineage: Eukaryota; Metazoa; Chordata; Actinopteri; Characiformes; Serrasalmidae
Gene: pyurf
Exons: 1
Coding region: 32-247 (71 amino acids)
Source: RefSeq, a predicted model, not a curated record
GGUUGCACUAAGUUUUACAAAAACUGCCACAAUGCUGUUUUCUCUCUCUACUGUCACUGUGCUUGUACCAAUUCUGUCCUUAUUUGGACUCAUGUACUCUGCAAGUGUGGAUGAAAACUUCCCAGAGGGUUGUACAAGCUCCAGUAGCGUCUGUUUCUACAGUCUCUUGUUGCCGGUCACUAUUCCUGUUUAUGUGUUUUUCCAUCUGUGGAAAUGGGUGGGAAUCAAGCUGUUCAGACACAAUUAGAACAUUGAUUUAAUUAUAAAUGUAAAUAAAGGUUUAUGUAAACAACAUGA